This is a messenger RNA of Fusarium pseudograminearum CS3096, 2280 nucleotides long. RefSeq lists its product as uncharacterized. NCBI's taxonomy places the organism in Eukaryota, Fungi, Ascomycota, Sordariomycetes, Hypocreales, Nectriaceae. The coding region runs from base 1 to 2280 and encodes 759 amino acids. Gene Ontology annotation, molecular function: TBP-class protein binding; RNA polymerase III general transcription initiation factor activity; RNA polymerase III type 3 promoter sequence-specific DNA binding. The transcript has a single exon. The record is from RefSeq and is a predicted model, not a curated record. Gene Ontology annotation, biological process: transcription preinitiation complex assembly; transcription by RNA polymerase III; DNA-templated transcription initiation. Gene Ontology annotation, cellular component: nucleus; transcription preinitiation complex; transcription factor TFIIIB complex.
AUGUCGUCGUUUCUUACACCACCAAAAUCGGGCCCUUCUGGGCGGGCGCCCGUCAAACCGCGAUUCGCAAAGCCCAACCCUGUUCGAGCUAUGCGCGAACGAGAAGAACGACGAGCUGCUGCCGCCCAUACACAAUCAAAUAACCUACGAGUCGCUGCUGUCAAUCGAAAUGCUGCACUCGCCAGACCGAACCGCCCUCAAUGUCCGAACAAGGCCUGUCCGAAACCGAACGUCGUUGACGGCACAUGUCAAACUUGUGGUCGCAUUUCUGACGAUAGCAAUAUCGUGGCAGAGGUCACUUUUGGAGAGUCAUCUUCGGGUGCUGCUGUUGUACACGGUUCUUUCAUCGGUGCCGACCAAGCGGGUGUUCGCAGCAUGGGCCCUGCGUUCCGGAGGGUUGGUGGAUCAGAGGAUCGAGAGAAGAGCAUUCGCGAAGCAAAGGGCUUGAUGCAAGGUUACGCGCAACAACUUAAUGUCAGCGACAGCCUGGUCACUGCAGGAACACAAGUUUUCAAGCUUGCUUCCAGCGCAAAUUUUAUUCAGGGCCGCACGUUAGCCAGUGUCGCGGCGGUUUGCCUGUAUGCUGCAUGUCGCGCCGAACCACCUUGCAAGGUCAUGCUUAUCGAUCUGGCGGAUUUGGUACAGCUCAACGUCUUCAAGCUGGGCCGAAUCUUCAAGAAGCUCAACGAAGUGGUGCCAAUUGGCAACGAUGGUCUUAUCCCAGUGUAUCCCGAGGAUCUCAUCUGGCGGUUCGCAACAAAGAUGGAGUUUCACCAAGACACGGCCAAGGUCGCCGAAGAUGCCGUCCGUCUAGUCAAGCGAAUGAGUCGAGAUUGGAUGGUCAUGGGUCGCCGACCUUCAGGCAUCUGCGGAGCCUGUUUGCUCAUGGCAGCACGAAUGCACAACUUCCGACGAACAGUGCGCGAGGUGGUGUACAUCGUCAAAGUCACAAACCACACAAUUCAGAACCGUUUACAAGAGUUCAAAGUCACCGAAUCCAGUCGCAUGUCUGUCGAAGACUUCUUGAAGCAAGACUUUUUGGAGAGCUCUCACGAUCCACCGUCAUUUUACAAGCAGACCGCCGAGUACAAAAAGCAGCUGGCUGUCAAGAACAAAAAGCGAAAGCGACCCUCGACGGAUGAAGAUGCGGAGGACAACGACGAGGAUGAUAACUUGGCCGACAGGAUUGAUCCGCGAUUAAUAGAAGGAGGCGCCGACCUUUCCAAAGCUCCAGUUUACGAGUACCGCCGUGACGACGAUGGCUUCAUCAUUCCGCCCCUGCCGUCCAAAAUCGCCAAAGACCCAUCUCUCGUCAACAGACUGAAUGAGAAUUCACAGGACGAGGAGAACGACGACGAGGAAGAGGAUGAGAAUCACGUGGUCCGACUCGAUAGCUUGGUCGAAGAAUUUGGGGAUGCCUUGGAAGAAGAGAUGGCAGAGGACGGAGCCCAAGACGCCCGUGCUCGCAAAGGCGAUAAGCCCCAACUGCCCAUCAACGAGGAAUGGGAGCAAGAUGAACAAGAAUUGGAGGGCGUUAUUGAAGAGAUCUUCAACGAUCCAUUGACUUAUGAGCAUGCUAUGGCCUACACGACUGCCGAGCAGCGAGCACGAAUACACACAGUCUGGGCUCUACAGCAACGCCCUCAGAAGGAAGUCUCCAUGUCAGCGGAUGUUACAGAAGACGAAUUUGCCGACGACCCCGAGGUCAACAAUUGCCUAUUAUCGCCCGAAGAGGCCCAAAUCAAGGAGAUGAUCUGGGUGAACCAGAACAAGGAGUGGCUACGGAAGCAUCAAGAAAAGGUAUUCCGGAAGAAGGUCGAAGCCGAGCGGCCAAAGCAGACACGAAAGCGACGAAAGCGCGCCCGAAUGGGAGAAGGACAGACCAGCCCGGCCAGCUCAGCCGCCGAAGCAGCCGUCAACGUUGCCAAAGACCGCGCCUGGUCAAAGAGGAUUAAUUACGAUGCCAUCCGUAACAUCUUUGACCUACCCAACAUUGAUGGGCCUGGAUCAGAAGCUACGAGCCGAAAGACGAGCGCGGCGGGGAGCACUCGAGGCGUCGACGACAUCGCCGAGGUGCCCGAGGAAAGCGUCGCAGGAGAGGAGGCCGAGGCACCACAAGAGGAUGAAGAGGAAGAUUACGAGGAGGAGUACGAUGAAACGCAGAACUAUAAUGAUGGAGAGGAAUUCGGCGGCGGAAAUGAAGAGUUUGGUGGUGGCGGCGAGUACGACGAAGAUGAUCCAGAGAUGGAUGCAGAGUACGGGCUAGAGGAAUAUGCCUAA